UCUGCGUCAUUCCCUAAAGUACUGCAAGGCAGGAAUGGGGAAGAGGUUCCCUACGAAGUGAUAUCAGGGGUGGGGCCAGAAAGGAAGCUUUAUUUGAAAAGGGAAUAAGCACUAGAGGAGUGAAGGCUAGUAUUUCCACUUAUCUGAAGGAAGAAACCGAGCAGGAUCUCUAGACUGACUGUGCAUUUUAGAUACAAAUGCGCACCCAGCCCAGCCCCAGGUCACAUCCCAAGGACAUGGACUUCUUCUGGACCAGCCUUGCCUUGCUUUUGACGGUGCCUCACAUUGCUGGCUUCCAGUGCUAUUCUUGUGAUGGAGACAGAGAUUGCUUGGAAACAGAGGUCUGUGAAGAGCAUCAGGAACAGUGCAGCACUACUGUCAUGACUGUAAUAUCGCGUCCUAAGAUCUCCACUUACUUCCUGAAGGGCUGUGACAUCAGUGGGAAACCAAACAAUUCCAUCUCACAUUUCUCUGGCAACCAAGUUGUAUUUCUGGCAGAGGAGUACUGCGACACUGAGCUCUGCAACAAGAUAUCACCCAAUGUAGUGGAUGUUCUUGUGGCUCGGGGUCAUCAUAGACGUACCAAGGAUUGCUAUUCCUGUACCACGGCAGAUAAGACCUGUUACAACGCCAGCCUAAUGUUAAUGAGCUGUGCCCGGCUCGAGGAAGACUGUGUGGAAAUCACAUCCUUUACUACAUCCACAGAGUUACCUGAAGAUGAACAGCACAUCAAGGGUUGUGGUCAACUCUCUCACUGCCAAGCCUCGGAGCCUCUGGGAUUCCAGAACCAGAAUAGUUUCCACCUUAUAAAAUGCUGCAACUCCAGCCGGUGCAACAGUGACAUGCAAGACUACAAGAAUACCCCGCUACCCCUGAAUGGCGUUACAUGCUUCAGUUGCGAGGGGAACGCCACCCACGGUUGCUCUCCAGAAGCUGUCACCAAGAUACAGUGUCAGGGUCCCAUGACCCAGUGCUUAGAAGCUUCUGGAAUUCAUGGCACCACAGGAGAUAACUCUGUUGUCAAGGGUUGUGCAUCCCCUUCCUGGUGCAACAGUCCCUACACUUCUGUCUACAAGAACCUGGGUGCCAUUCACAGCCGCUGCUGCACCGGUAGCUUCUGCAACAAUCGGAUUGUGGAUGGGACGCUGAAACCAUCUCCAAGGAGUCAAGCUGCACCCACAGCCCAAGUCCAACAGAUUUUGCUCUCCACCACUCUACUGCUCUUUGUUGCUUUUCUUCUCUCCUCAGGGAGCUCUUGACCUUGAGUGCUAAGAUCCGGACUCAGUCUGGACCAGGACUUAGCUGGACUCAGACCUAAAACCUUUCUCCACAAUCCUCUGUCUUAACACACAGCUGUGAAAGACUGCGGGCUGUAACAAAGGAGAUCCUCUGAGUAUAUACGGAGCACAUUUCUCGCACCACUGAGGAUGUGCAGCCACUCCGAAGACGCUGGGGAGAAGAGCACAGCUUGGAAGUAACAUGCUGUCCAUGACUAGUUACUACUCCAGGUCACAAGAGUAGGACAAAAUUACAUUUCUAAAGUAACAUGGCAAGUAUGAGUGAAGAUACUUUGGUGGUGUGUAAUGAGUCAUGAUUUCUUGUUAUGUUCAAAAAACCGAUCUCUAUCCCCAUGACAGAGAACAUAGGGGACGUAGGGCUUGUCUACAUGGGCCGGAAAACCCAUAUUCACCCCACAACCGCUCCUCUCCAGGCAUAUGAUAUUUCUGAGGAUUCACAGGCAAUGCAGGGCUUUUCUUUGAAAUUCCAGAGAUAACAGAACCACCUCUUACUUUGCAUUUGGCUGGAAACUUUGGAGCGGCAUUGCGGACAUGGCCAUGUGGCUGGAAAUACUCUGUGCAAUAGCUCACGCGAUAUAGAUACUCCAUGCCAUAUCUCAAGUGGUCAGCAUCAUCUUCCAGGUUUCUCUGAUUUCACCACAGUGAAUGUGGCAUUAUUGGAGUCACCCUGGUCCAGGAAACUGUGCCAAGGCUGCAAAGUAAAUGUGGAUUUCCCUGCUGGUGUAGACAAGCCCAUAGAGUAUACAGCUCCUUUAACGCUGAAGCUAAAAGCAGGAGCAGAUUUGUUUUCCCACUGAUAUAUGAGCCACCAGCUGCCUAGCUGGGAAAUUAUAAUUAAAGGCUACAAGAUUAAGGCAGAGAUGCUGGACUCCUCCUUGAUGGUAUUAGUUUUAACUCUGCUGAAGAGAUAUGCAAAAACGCAAACACCUCAUCAUAUUAUUUAUUCUUAUCUAUUGCUAUGAAGGACGCCUUUGCAGAAACAACUCCCUACCAAGAAAGAUUGGACCAAACAGUCUUUCUGAAAUCUGGGUAAUGCCUAAAUACCCUAAAGGCACCAGAUCCUGUCUGAUCUUGGAAGCUGAGGAGGGUCAGCCUUGGUUAGUACUUGGAUGGGAAAUUACCAACAAAUACCAGGUGCUGUAGGCUAUGUUUCCAAAGAAGCAACUAGCAAAACCACCUCUGUGUAUUUCAUGCCUAAGAAAACCCUGUGAAAUUCAUGGGGUCAGGUCAUGACAGGUAACUUGAAGGCAUGCAGUGCAGUGAGGAACGGCUCUUUCACUCUAUGUGUCUCUCAAGAAGAUGAAAAGAGUCUUUCUGAGUUAAACAAGAAGAUUCUGUCAAGAAACUCAGGGAUGCCUUCACCAUCCACUUAAGUUCUGCUGUCCAGAGGUUUGAUGGCAUGCCAUCUCAAACCUGUUUUUGUUAUUGUUUUAUAUAUGAACCCUAUUUAUGUUAAUAAACUAUUUUUAUAAUAUUGAAAUUAAACUCUUUCAAGUC
Molecule: messenger RNA, 2795 nt
Organism: Sceloporus undulatus (fence lizard)
Lineage: Eukaryota; Metazoa; Chordata; Lepidosauria; Squamata; Phrynosomatidae
Product: urokinase plasminogen activator surface receptor-like
Exons: 7
Coding region: 198-1259 (353 amino acids)
Cellular component (GO): plasma membrane
Source: RefSeq, a predicted model, not a curated record